GUUCUCCUUUCUUAUUUUAAAUAAAAAAAAUUAUUUGAACCUCUCCCUAUAUAUAUUAUAUAGGGGGUUGGUUAUAGCCGAAAUGAAAUCAUUGUUGUGAAGUAGUAACUAGUAGCAGAUUGAGAGAUGGGUAAGCUUGCAUCACAAACAAGAAUCAAGUGGGAAGGAGAUCUGUUUCACCUAUUUCUCUUCCCCUAUCAAUUCUCAGAAAUCGCUCCUCAAGUAGUUCACUCUGUUGAUCUCUUGGCUGGCUCUUGGGGCACUGUUGGUUCCAUCAUUUCAUGGACAUACAUGUUUGGUGGAGCAAAGUGCGUUGCGAAAGAGAGAAUCGAAGCGAUCGACAUGAAGAAGAAAUCGAUAACGUUUAAGGUGAUUGAAGGAGAUCUUUUGAAAUUAUACAGUGAAUUCAAAAUAAUAUGCGAGAUGGAGAGCGAUGGAGAUGGAGAAGACAAGGUGUAUAAGUGCGCGUUGGAGUAUGAGAAAAGGAGUGAUGAAGCGCCGGAACCCACCGUGUUCAUGGACUUUCUCCUUAAUUUCAUGAAAGAUAUCGAGCGCAGCCGCCGCCUCGUGCCCAAUUAACACCACCACCACCACCACCACCACCACCUUGUCUUUCCCAUGCAUUAUCACUGUGAUUGAUAAAUAAGGGGAGAUAUGGAUGCCAUCUAGAUCUAGUAACCAUCUAUGUACCACUUUUUUAACUUUAAUUGCUCCAUGCUUACUCGUCUUCUUGCUAUUCAAACUGAUGCACAAGAAUCAA
Salvia miltiorrhiza (redroot sage) is the source of this 760-nucleotide messenger RNA. RefSeq names its product kirola-like. Lineage: Eukaryota; Viridiplantae; Streptophyta; Magnoliopsida; Lamiales; Lamiaceae. Bases 127 to 579 code for a protein of 150 amino acids. Gene Ontology annotation, biological process: defense response. The record is from RefSeq and is a predicted model, not a curated record. The transcript has 2 exons.